Messenger RNA from Ectocarpus sp. CCAP 1310/34, 896 nucleotides. The record is from the annotation of a GenBank genome assembly. NCBI's taxonomy places the organism in Eukaryota, Phaeophyceae, Ectocarpales, Ectocarpaceae.
UCCGUCGACGUUCGACUUUGCUGCUUCUUCCACCACUACCCCGCCACACUACAAGCACAUGGAUUCUCACCUGUUGGCGCAUCCCGACGUCCGGGUACUUCUUUAUUCCUUCCUCCUUCUACUGGGGAUCUACGUAAGCGUGAUGUACACGUGCUGGGGGACUGUUUCACUUUCGAAGGUGAAGGCCGAAUUCAAAGAACGGCAAGACUUGGAGCGAGCAUACGAGGCAACCCUUCAGCGACGAGAAGACAUGCUGUACCACAUUGGCGGCGCUCAGCAGCGGGGAGAGCACCAGCAGGCGGCGGUUUUGGACAAGCAGUUGCUGCGAGUGGAUGGCGACCUAGAUUUGAUAGAAGAACGCUUGCGAGAUCUGGACGCGAGACACAGGAGCAAGAGACCCAAGUUGAAGAUGUAGCGUCAACAUGGGCGUGUUGUUUCAUGGUGCAAGUGGGGCGUGUUUUCAGAUCACCAGUGGAAAGCUCCGUAUCGUUGCCUACUUUUGACGUUUUGCCAGGCCUUGUACAGAAGAUCCAAGACGAGUCAAGAGACGAUAGGUGUCUGUCGACCUUGUCAUCCGCGGUGUCGUAGAGUACACGAUUGUUUCGAACGGGUAUUGUAGGAUGAUGGAUAGACGAGACACCAUGCUCGUGAUAGGGCGGCGGGAUUGUGAGUAGUCUCGCAAAACACAAAGCUCCUUGGUUCGCAUUAGGACAGGAGACAUGACCUGUCGCAGAUGCCUUUCCCGUGGCGGGUACUAGCGAACGGGACACACUGACUGAUGGUAGUUCAAUAACAUUAUGAUCUAUCUGCUGCUUCUUGCCCACCGUUGCUCCACGGUGCCUGGGCAGGCGAACACACUCUCAAUUUUUCAUAAGAUAAGAUAAGGCUGCUUCCUG